Molecule: messenger RNA, 4830 nt
Organism: Phytomonas sp. Hart1
Lineage: Eukaryota; Euglenozoa; Kinetoplastea; Trypanosomatida; Trypanosomatidae
Source: the annotation of a GenBank genome assembly
AUGAGUUCUGAUGAGUCAUCCUCCAGCAGAACUGAGAGUAAUUCAUUAUUUGGAUACAUCAGUAGCAGCAGAGAAAGCAAUACCUUUUUUCUAUCACCACUUAGUGAAGAUGAAAGUAUUGACGCUGUUUUCUCAAGCAAAUCGAUUCCUGUGGUCAAGAAACUUAUGAAGAGGUUGCUAAAAACUUCAUCUAUGUUGAAAACUUCGAAAGAACGCUUGGAUAAUUUUCAACAUGGAAACGAUAGUGGUGGUGAGCUGUUCAUGAAUGAAUCUGAUAAUUUGAGCAAAUCAUUAAACUUAUACCAUUUUUUAUGGGGGAGACUUUUGUUUAUCCUACACGAUGAGCACGGGAAAUGCUCGGAUUCUUAUUCAAAUUCAUUAAAUUUACAAGAUCGCAUUCCUUUCGAAUCAUUGGCGCAUACUAUUCAUCACAAUAAUGAGUUUUGUGAUGUUCUUGGUGAAAUCACAAGCCGCUCAUUCGAGCAACAAACUGAUAGUGAUGAAGUUCUUAAUGACCCUUACCGUGCAAUAUUAAAGGAAUUCCAACAAAAAAUGACCCAGAUUCAGUUAAAUGCAACAUUUUGCGCUCUUUUUGUUGUUGAGGGAUCUCGUGAACACUAUUUAGACCCAGUAUCAGUGGAUGAUCUCUGUAGUUCUGUGAUAAAAGAAACAAGUCGCCGCAACAGAUUAGUACCUCUAUCGCUAAUGUUCAGCAUGUUUGACCAAGAUGUGCUCGCGAUUAAUGACGCAUUGACAUGCGGAACAUUAAGUGUCCUUCUGCAACGUUUUCGCCACCUAGUUCAUCGUCUAUUUGGUCAAUUUUCUGAAAGGAAAAUGAAUGAAGAAUCUAAUCGUCAUGAAGAUAGUUCGGUAAACCAACAACAUAAUGCAGUAGUCAUACAUAGUGAAGCAAAUUCAAGGAAAGGCUCACAAAGAGCGUCUUCGUCAGUACCUCGAUCAUCUUUGCCUGAUGGCUUACAUUUGCCGAACCUCGCAGUUAAAACUGUCCAUAUAAGUAAGUUAGCUGACAACGAAGUGGUACAAGACUCACCCCUACCAGUCACCUCAUCUAUAAAUGGUACUUCUGCUGAAGCUGAUCCAUUUUCAACGCGCUUCCCUAAUGUUAAACGUAACAGAGAACGAGGGGAUUCACCUAUGCUCAAAAAGUCAAAGUGGUUUGAGCAGGAUAAUAGUACAUUAUUAUCUCUAUCUUCAUGGCAUCCCUGUAUAGCUGAUAAAGUUGGUCGAGGACCUGGAUGGUGCUACAGCAAACAAGGUAAUGGAUGUGAUUAUGGGGAAAUUGUUGGGCUCACUGUAGAUGAUGAAGUGAUUGUUAGAUGGGUUACGAGCAUCGAUGUGUCUCAUGAGGAGGCUGGCCGUUUGUUUCGUUAUAAGUAUCCCCCUCCCUUCCUAGAGGUUGUUCCUUGGGAUGACUACCUGCAAAUGUACACUAUGAACAUUGACAACAGCAUGCUCUAUCUGACUGAAUUUACUCUAACCUGUGCAGUUCUCGGCGUAUUAUGUCAACAACAUGAAACUGUUCUACCUGUGUUACAGUUCCAAACUAUAGAGUCAGCUGUUCAUGCCAUUCAAUCUAUGGAUCUGGCUGAAUCCAAGAGGUCGCUUGAAAACAGCAUGGAGUCCCUGAAACAAAAUGAAACGGUGCUUAUAAAUCAUAAUAACAGUAUCACAAAGGAAAUAAACUCUUCUGACAUACUUUUAAAUUGGUGUCCUUCGAUGCGCAACGCCAAACAAAAUUACAGAGAACAGAGAGAAGUUGUUGCGAGGAUAGGUUGGGUCUUGAAUGCGCUUCUUAUGCAUAAAAAAUUAGCCUUAUUUUUCCUGGCUCAUGGAGGCCCUUCUCAAAUUUUGAGAAUUAUAAAUGGCCCAUUAGAUAUGUCCACAGUGUACGGGUGCUGCAUUGUUCUUUCACAAAUUUCAAAAACAUCAGUUUUUGAAGAAGUUCUGAGAAAUUAUAGGGAAUUCUUCCACCCCAUAAUGACAUUUAUUAUUGAUCAGUGGAAAAGUAAUUCAAGUACCGAUGUCCAGGAGAGUGCCGGUGCCUUUUUGCUUAAUUGUCUGAGCUUUCCAUGCGCUCUGGAGUUUUUUGACAACCAUGGUGGUGGGACCCUUCUAAUGGACACUAUAGAGAACCUUUUGAAAAUGUCCGAAGAGCGCUUUGAUGUCGUAUUCCCCGUACUCCAACUUGUGGUUCUAAAAUGUCUCAACACGUAUCUUAUAGCACAUUUAAUGCUUUCAACCAAAGUUCUCUUUCGGAAACAUCGUGUUCUCUCCUCGAUGAUUACUAAAGCUUCUCCACAAACAGCCCUUCCUCGAGAUUUAGGGAUUAUUGAUUCGAUUUUGUUCUUUUUUGCCUCUCCGACGCCAACGUUGCCCGACGUGUCGAUUGAGAAUGUUCUGAGUUUAUUGGUACCGGAUCACCUUCCUACUCUAAAAAAGGUUGUAGACGAAGGCUUGCACCGCACCUUGCUGCGGUGUAUUAAGUUUUACCUCGCCCAAAGCGCGUGGGAGCCUCUCGCAGUGGCUCUUCAGGUGUUACGAGUGUUGACGGUCAUCCCUUUUGUCCGUCCUCUGGUGAUCGAGCCCUACGCCAACGAGUCCGGCAUUAGUGAGCUGCUGUUGAUCGUGAAGGCCCUGCACGUCUCCUCGCAGGAUCGGAACUGCACGCGGGAGUACCACCUCUUGCCCUGCACUGUCUCCGCGCUGCAGGUUCUGCUCCACCUCCUGACCCCGCCCCGCGACGGCGCCGACGAGGCCGCGCUGCGGGGCUUCACCCACGUUUGUGGCGACUUCCGCGCCGCGAACGGGGUGCGCACGCUGUUCGACCUCCUGCGCCUCUCCAAGGACGCCACCUUUGCCGCGAAGCUGCACCUCUUCCCGGUGGUGGCGCGGGUGGUGCAGCUGAUGGGGGUGCUCCGCCGUUACGGGGACACCCGGCUGUUACUGGACUCCCUCGGCGUCCACCGCGAGGCACAGGACCUCCUGCAGGGCUACGCCAGCGUUCAACGGGAGGCCACGGCGCGGCUUGGGCCCCGACGCCUGCUCGGGGUGGAGGGUGACCCCGUCGGGCGCUUUAUGGAACAUGUCAAGGCCCUCCUCCCGGGCACCGCAGGGGGAGACGGGGGAGGGGGGGGCGACGGCGCACGCCUCCAUCACGGCGACCCGCUCGAGAUGGAGCGGCGCAGCCGCAUCAUCGCCCACGCCACGAUCGACUACGCACGGGAAUCCUUACUGGCGUUGAUCGCGAACCACCUCGAGAUGGAGGAGGGGGGCGCGGCCGCCGCGCGGGUGCUUCGGGCUGAGGCGAAACUCCCCGCACCCACCCCACACGCCUCCGGAGACCCCGCCAUCACCCUCGAUGGGAUCAUCCGAACCUACCUUCGACAGCAACAAGAGAAGUGCCCGAACCCGAUUGAAACCCUCCCUCAAUUCGAUCUGACGAAAAAACAUGUCUACGUGCCCUUGCCACACCCAGCAGAGGAAUCACGAAACGUUGUGAACCGUUUACUUGACCGAAAGCUAGGCACCACGCCGUCCCUUCGCGCAAAUGUCUACACCAACCGCCUUAUUUACCAAUGCCCUGCGUUUAUAUUUAAUAUUACAGGUGGGGAUGAAGGACUCCAGGGGGAAAGCAUAUGCUUCUGUGAUGGGGGUAAUACCCUCAUGAUCGGAACCUCAGAAGGCGCCCUCGCGUUCUUUGAUACCUUUCCUGAGGAAGAAAAUCGCGAUAAACUCCUCGGGCAGCUUAUUCUCUUUGAUGAGGACGGCGUAGCAUCACUUGAGGUAUCCGAUAACGAGUUGCUAGUAGCCGCCGUGAGUAAAUCGUUUAAGGUGAAAAUAAUGGCUCGUCAGACGCUGCCAGCUGUCAAGCAAGAGCUUGAGAACUGUUGCGCGAUACGAUUCUCCCAUGAUAACCAAUUUCUUCUUGCGACUUCCAGUCAUGAACAAGGCUGCCGACUUUACGACCUUGAAACACAGCAGGAGAUGCAAAGCUUCGUUGAUCGUAACUGGGCGGGUGAAAAUAUAAAUACUCCUGCGGUUUUUGAUUAUUAUUCUUCACUUAUUCUGCACGAUGCAGUGCUUUGGGAUCUGCGGUGCAGUCGAAAGCCUGUCUUCCGAUUCGAUCGCAUCACUGAAUCCUCGGCGAGUACUUUUCACCCCUCCAAUCAGAUGGUGCUGAUUGACGAAAAGGUCUGGGAUCUUCGUUCGUUUCGUAUGGUGCAGACCGUCCCUGUGUUUCGUAAAACCACUAGUUUUCAUAUGAAUCAGCUCGGGAAGGUGAUUUACAGCUUCCGCCAAGCGACUUCGCAUUCGUAUGGCUCGACUUCGAUUGUUUCCGCGGUGGAUUCCUACUCUUUUGAGGUGAUCUUCUCCGAGGAAACGAACCCGCCCUUCGAGACGUUCGUGUUGGACCCCUCCGAUCGCUAUUGUGCGGCUAUUUUAUUGGAAGAUCAACAAUCCGUUGUGCGGGUGUUUUCAACAUCUUCUGGACCUUACCCUUCCCUUACAGGAUUUGCCUCCCCGAGGCCUCAACAACAAGAAUCAGAAAGUGAUUUCGAGGACGAGGUGUCCAGCGAUCUAUCCUCUAGCUACAGCAACUACGAGGUCUACGAUGACGAGGAUGGAAAUGAGGAAAGCAGCGCUAGUUAUAGCAUAGAAAAUGCACAGGAGGAUGACGAAGAGGGUUCUGAGCGAGAAAAUGAAGAGUGGAAUACGUCAGACUCCGAGGCGCGUUCUUUGCACAAUCGAGAAAGGGGAGCAACUUCAGAAGUGAGUUCAUCCAUGGCGAACUCUGAGCAAUCUACUUAG